Molecule: messenger RNA, 334 nt
Organism: Medioppia subpectinata
Lineage: Eukaryota; Metazoa; Arthropoda; Arachnida; Sarcoptiformes; Oppiidae
Source: the annotation of a GenBank genome assembly
GAAAAUAUUUGCGUUUUUCUAUACUUUUCAAUGGAUUUACAGAUUUAUUAAUGAAUUAAAGUUUCAAUCAUUUAAUGACAUAUUUUUAUAUUUGAUUUUAAUUUGAUUACAAAAAUGACAACAAUUUGAAUGUGAAGUCGAUAUGAAAAGUGGAAAUAGUGUUGAGUUUUGUGUGAAAGCAUUGGUUUUGUGUUUGUCUUCCAUUGGAGGCGUAUUUUGCACUCAGGUGAACGUCUGGAGCGAUGGUCCGGGAGUUCUGGACAUUCCGAUGACAAUGAAUGCCCGACUGAGUGGCCAAAUGCCGAUCGAAGUGAACCAAUUCGUGUAUGUCUUC